Molecule: messenger RNA, 5401 nt
Organism: Clarias gariepinus (North African catfish)
Lineage: Eukaryota; Metazoa; Chordata; Actinopteri; Siluriformes; Clariidae
Gene: eps15
Product: epidermal growth factor receptor pathway substrate 15
Exons: 25
Coding region: 35-3163 (1042 amino acids)
Biological process (GO): endosomal transport; endocytosis
Cellular component (GO): cytoplasm; clathrin coat of coated pit; plasma membrane
Molecular function (GO): calcium ion binding; cadherin binding
Source: RefSeq, a predicted model, not a curated record
GAGCGCAGGAUGGACUAGUGGGAACAGAAACAUUAUGGCUGCCAGUCUUUCCUUGACUCAGCUUUCAAAUGGGAACCCAGUGUACGACAAGUACUAUCGACAAGUCGAUCCAUCGAGCACUGGACGAGUAGCAGCCACUGAUGCGGCCUUGUUCUUGAAACGGUCCGGUCUUUCAGACCUGGUCCUUGGCAAGAUAUGGGAUUUGUCAGAUUCGGAACGUAAAGGCUUUCUAAACAAACAGCAAUUUUUUGUUGCACUGCGAUUAGUGGCUUGUGCUCAGAAUGGUCUUGAGGUUGCUCAUAAAAGCCUCAGCAUGGCUGUGCCUCCACCAAAGUUUCACGACACAGCCAGUCCUCUUCUCCCAGCAGGCGUGUCCAUUGACAGUCCAUGGAUGGUCAAGCCAGAGGAGAAGCUGAAAUUUGAUGCCAUCUUCGACAGUCUCUCGCCAGUGGGUGGCAUGCUCACAGGCGACAAGGUCAAACCAGUGCUGCUGAACUCUAAGCUCCCUGUAGAUGUGUUGGGGCGGGUUUGGGAGCUUAGUGAUAUAGACCGAGAUGGAAUGCUGGAUAAAGAUGAGUUUGCAGUGGCUAUGUAUUUAGUGUACAGAGCUCUUGAAAAUGAGUCUGUGCCCAUGAUUCUGCCCCUUCCACUUGUUCCACCAUCAAAAAGGAAAAACGUGACUUCGCCUACUGUCAUGCCACUCCUCCCUUCACCACCAUCACUCAAAGAAAGGAGUUCCACCCACUCUGGUUCUCAAACAUUGCCAGCUAAACCCGCACCUCCACAGUGGGUUGUGUCUCCUGCGGAUAAGGCUAAGUAUGACGAGUUGUUCACAAAGACAGAUAGUGAUAUGGACGGCUUGGUGUCUGGGCCAGAGGUGAGGGACAUCUUCCUAAAGACUGGACUGCCCUCUGCCACACUUGCCCGCAUAUGGGAGCUAUGUGACAUUGGAGAUAUUGGGAAACUGACCAGAGAACAGUUUGCUUUGGCACUCUAUUUAAUCAAUCAGAAGCUCUCUAAAGGCAUUGACCCACCCCAAACGCUUUCUCCAGACAUGAUCCCUCCUUCUGAUAGGCUAUCACGGCAGAAUAAUGCCUUGUCAUGUCAGGCUGCAGACUUCUCUGCCAUUAAAGAGUUGGACUCCCUCAGUAAUGAGAUUAUGGACCUGCAAAGGGAGAAAAGCUCUGUGGAACAGGAGAUCAAAGAGAAAGAGGAGAGCGUUCGGCAGAGGACCAAUGAGGUACAGGACCUGCAAGAUGAAGCGCAGAAAGAGAGCGAGGAGUUGCGGAAGCUACAGGCAGAGCGACAGGAGGUGCAGGAAGCGCUGGAGAGACUGGAUGAGCAAAAGUUGUCCCUAGAGGAGCAGCUCACGCUCAUACGCCAGCAGUGCAGUCAGGAGAACCAGCUGAUCCAGUCUCUGCAGGCAGAGCACUCUGAGCAGGAGCAGAGGAUAGGAGACUAUGAGGACGAGUUGGUGAGGGCGCGAGAGGAGCUACUUUGUCUCCAGGAACAGACCCGGACUCUGGGGGAGAAGGUGCACUCAGCUCGUGCUCAGCUUUGCCCUCUACAGGAUGCUGUUACAGAGUCCCACACGCAGAUUGCACAGAUGCAGGAACGACUGGCUGACUUAAAGACAGAAGAGCGAGAGGUCGCAGCCCAGCUUACAUGGAAGGUCUUAGUAGAGGAGCCUCCUCUUGUCAAUGGAGCAGCGCCCCCUGCUGAACAGGCCAAGCCACUACAGUGGCCACAGCCUACAGAGCAGCUGGCAAACAAAACAGAAGAUGAGGAUGAAGAGGAUGAGGAAGAAGAGCUUACUCCCACAGACGAUCCGCAGGAACUGAGAGUGACCGAAGAGCAGCUUGAAGAAGAAUCGUUGGAACUGUCUUUCAGUUCAAAGGAGCCUAAAAUUGCUUCUGUAGAAGACCCCUUCACCAGCUUGAAGUCUACAGCCAGCACUCUGAGUACGGCUUGGCCUCAGAACGAUAUGGAAAAAUCUUCACCUGCUGUAGAAUGGGAGUUAAAGGGAGUUGAAAUGAAACAGCAGGUCAGUACCACAAAGAUGGAGUCUCCAGUUCCAGAGCAGAAGGAGGAGUCCUCCCAACCCACAAGUGCUCCCAAUGAGAGCUCUGCAUCCGUACCUGCCGUAGACUUUUUUCCAUCUGAUCCCUUUGUUGACAGUGACCCAUUUAAAAGUGAUGACCCCUUUUCAAAAGAGAUUUCAGAUCCUUUCGGAGCUGACCCCUUCAAAGGCACAGAUCCAUUUGCCACUGACUCUUUCUUUAAACAUUCUUCCUCAACUACAUUCUCCACGGAAGAUCCGUUUGCUUCUUCUGACCCAUUCAGCUCGAGUGCAGGCUCUGGAGAACCAGACCUGUUCUCCUCCCACCUUAACAACACAACUGCGUCUGAUCCGUUCUCUAAAUCAAACACAAUGGCCACAGAUCCAUUUACUUCUAGUAGUGGCAGCACAACGUUCGCUCCCAAAAUGGAUGACCUUAAUGACUCUGAUCCAUUCAGCUCAGCAGCUGGAGCUGGGAAUGACCCAUUCGUUGGGUCAGAGCUGUCAUCAAAUGAAACACCAGCAGUUUCUAAUGACCCAUUUGCUCCUGGAGGAACAGUGGUGAAGGCUGACUCAGACCCUGAUCCUUUUGCUACAGUAUUUGGAACUGGUAAUGAGUCCUUUGUAGGAGGUUUUGCAGAUUUUAGAAAUCUGGAAAAGUCUAACAGUGCUGACCCUUUUGCUUCAUCAAACACACAUAAUAAGAACUUGUUCAAGGAGGAAAACCAGUCAGAUGUGCCUCCUGCAUUGCCACCCAAAACUGGCACGCCUACUAGACCACCACCACCUCCACCAGGUAAGCGGUCGAACAUCUAUCGAUCCGAAUCAUCCGACUCAGUUCAGAGGCGUGGAAUUGGGGAGUUUUCCUCCCUCCCUGCUAAAGACACUGUGCCAGACCCUUUCGCUCCCUCUGUCCCUUCCCAAGUCCCGCGUGAGCCUGACAGAUUUGCCACCUUUGACAAAUACCCAACAGAAGAGGACAUGAUUGAAUGGGCAAAGAGGGAGAGUGAGCGAGAGGAGAGGGAGCGCGUGGCCCGACUCACCCAACAGGAGCAGGAGGACCUGGAGCUGGCCAUCGCACUCAGCAAAUCGGAACUGUCCUGACCUGAACCAGCCCUGAGCCAUACUGCCGAGGAAGAAGAGAUAAGGAUGAAGAGCUAAACUUACGGGUGCUGGGAUUUUACAAUCCCACUAGUUUUAGUACAGUCCAAUCUUCCCUCCCUCACAGUUUCACAUCCACUACAUGUCAGUACAGUAUGUCAUCUCUCUUUCUAUGUUGCCAGUGACUCUUCUUAAAAAAAAAAAAGAAAGUGUAGGUUUGGGGGCAGGGGAUUGGUGUAAAGGUGAGGGACUAAACACAACCACUUGUGUGUUACUUUAAGCUGUGUUUUCUUGUGUUUAAAAAACGAUCGCCUUUCUAUGUUUCUGACUCAAUCAAAUGUUUGGCACUAUGAAGUGUCACUGGCACAUUAACAAACUUUCUCCACGUGCUACUCUUCUUGUCAGUCUGGUUUAAGUGCAAAUAUGCAGAAAAAUUUUGACAGGUUAGAUGUUAAUCAGGAAACCCAGCACUUUUAAACUGGUGCCAUUAUAUUAUGUGAAGUGAUCAUGAUACAAUUAAGCAUUGUUAGAUUUUAGUCAGGAGUGAAAGUAAACAGAAAAAAAAGAUUGUAAGUAAAAGUGCUCUGGAAAUAAAGUAUGUAAAUUAAUAUUUCAUGCCAUUAAUAAAAAAAAAUAUAUAUAUAUAUAGAACACCUACUUAUAUUGCACCUAUAUAUUGGUUUAGUACCCAUAUAUUGAUUUAGGGUAGGCAGGUUGGAAUCUCACAUUUUGAACGGGACUUAUUUGAAUGUGUCUGUACAAGACUAUGACCCUCUUCUGAAUUACAGUUGAAACUCCUGAUUUAGCAUAUAAAAUUUGCAUUCAAGUCAGAGCACUUCACUUUUGAUAUGAAAUUCUGUGUAGAAUGCACACACAAUCAUCUAACUGAAAUCAUAUUUAGGGCACUCUAACUCUAGAGGGAAAAAAAGGUUCCUGUGCCAGAAGGUAGCCUUACAUGACACUCAAACCCAGUUGAAACAUUUUAAAAUAGUCCUCCUUGCAAAUAUUGCAUAUUUGAAAAACUACAGUAUAUAAAUAUCCAUUUAUAAGUAUGUAUGAAAAGGUUAUUGUACUUUAUAUACUAUGUGUGCAUUCUUUAUCAUAUUAGUCAUUCAAUAUUAGCAAACUAUCUUGGUAAGAAUGCAGAAGACACUAUUGACACAGAAACAGUAUGUACAUAUAAAAGAAAUUCUGUAAUUGAUGUCCAGUGCCUAAAACCACAUUACCUUUGGAAAAUGUCUAAUAGAUUUCUAUUAACUUUUCGAUUUCUCUAAACCUACGUUGAUAAAGAUUAAUGAUUGACUGUGCAAUAUGUCUAAAACUGUCAAAUUAAGGGCAGUUUUUGCCUCUGAUAUCAGAGUGGCAAUGAAUAGACUUUUUAACCACUAAACAUUUCAAAGAAUUAUAGAUUAAUAAUCACCCUAUACAAGUAAUGUGGUGUGGUCAUUGAUUUUUUUUGUUGUUUAAUUGGAUGAAAUUAGUAAUGUCUUAUGCAGUUUCUUUCAGUCAUAAAUAAGUGAGAGUAAUUAGAACAGAGAACUUGUAUAGCACUGGUUUAGCUGUUAUAUCCUCAUCUGUUCCUGUCCUUUGGGCUAGACAUCUUAAGUGGCCACAAGAACAUUUCUUACCCUUUUGGACAAUAGAUGCACUUUGUCACUGAGAGUUUACCUAAGAAUGAGUUGCUCACGGUAUAAGAUAAAAGCUCUAGCUUUUUUUCUUUGCUUUUUUUUUUCCCAAUGUCAUUGGAUCAAGAAUGCUCUUUUAAUUCUAAUAUUUAAAUUAGAAUAAGAAUGAUCUGUCAGUCAUUUAAAAUAAAACGAAAAUAAACUUUAAAAAAGGUCAACAUUAUCCUGACACAUACAGUUUUCUAACCAAUACAUCAUUUACCUUACAGUUAAAAAUGUUUUAUGAGCAUUAUGAACACAGCAUUAUCCCCUUUAAACCAGAUUAAGUAUUGCUUUAGCAUUCUGUAUUUAGAAAAGAUUUGGAUUUCUCAUUGUAACUGUUUUUCUGAGUCUUAUUAAAAUGAUCUGUGGAUUUGUUCAUGUAUGUAUGUAUAGGCCUUUAAUUCUCCUGAUUCAAAACCACUUGUGUAUUGGCGUUCUACAGACUUUUUAAAACUGGCUUAAUGUAUUUUAUUUUUUUUACUUUACAGAAUGUGUCCCUUUUAACAAGGACAGAUGUUUAAAUAUGUUAAGUAACAUGUAAUUAACUCAUAAAUAAAUAUGAAACUUUAAAUCA